AAACUAAAGGAAAAUGAUCCUAUUCUCGCCAUAAAUGUUCUCGACCGUGCUCAUUCUAAGGCCCCUAUAGUAAAACAACUCCGUGAUGAACUUCAAGAAGCUCAUGUUUACGAUCUUCUUGAACAGAAGCUGUACUUUCUUCAAGACGAGCUAACACAUACGCAGGAGGAAACGUCUCGAUUGCUUGCUAAAAUACGAUCUUUUCGAUGUCUUGAAACACGUCUUCAUUUGUUGGAUAAAAGGCUACGGAUAAUGGAAGGCAAAGAAUGUGAACCGCAUCUGGAUGAAUUAGAUGCGAGUGAUGUAGCAACAAGUGCAGAUAUUGUCGAAGCGAAAAUUGAAUACUUGGAAUCACCAAAGCAUGAGAGACUAGCGCAUAGAGCAUAUGCGGCCAUUGUUGAAGAGAGAGAGAAAUAUAAGAAGAAAGCAGAAGAGAAUUGGCAGAUAGUGAAAGAGUUGGAAGAAAUUUUGAUAGAGACGGAUAAGGAGAUUGAAUAUUUGCAAUGGCAGCUGCUAGAGAUUACGUGGGAUGGCUGA
Molecule: messenger RNA, 537 nt
Organism: Paraglomus brasilianum
Lineage: Eukaryota; Fungi; Glomeromycota; Glomeromycetes; Paraglomerales; Paraglomeraceae
Source: the annotation of a GenBank genome assembly